CUAAUUUCCUAAAUAAAAUAUCACUUCAUACAUUGCUCGACACCAUCCAUCUGAACCCAGUCUAGACCUUGAAGGCAACCCCGCAAUGGCAGCAAAAACAAUGCAAGCAGUGGUCUUUAAAGACAAGUUGAAAGUUGAAAUUGAACAGCGACCUAUUCCUCAAAUUCAAGACCCGACCGAUGUAAUUGUAAAAGUGCGGUAUACCGCGUUAUGCGGAAGCGAACUUCAUGUCUUUCGGGGUCAUCAACCGUCGCCAACAGGAUUUAUCAUGGGUCAUGAAUUCACAGGCGAGAUCUCAGAGGUCGGUCCGGGGGUAAAAACUCUUGCAGUUGGCGAUCAAAUCGUCGCACCCUUCACCCUCAGUUGUGGCGAGUGUUUCUUUUGCAAGCGUGGCUUCUCCUCGCGAUGCUCUUUGUGCAAACUCUUUGGAACCACCGCGCUGGAUGGUGGCCAGGCCGAAUAUGUUCGCAUCCCUCUUGCCGACUCAACGAUCGUCAAGGCUCCCCCUCAGAUCGAUGAGAAGAAGCUCGUCCUCAUGGCAGAUAUUUUCCCCACUGGGUAUUUUGCAGCCUCGAAUGCUUUCAAGGCGUUGAAUAAAGAAGAAAUCAGCGAUAGCGUGGUUUGCCUCUUCGGGCUCGGCCCAGUGGGUAUAUGUGCUUUGGUCAGCGCCCUGACCUACAAACCCAAGAAAAUCAUUGCCAUCGACAGCGUCAAGGAAAGACUAGAACUGGCUGAGAGUCUCGGCGCCGAACCCUGGAAUUUCCAAACUCAAAAAGAGGGUCUGCAAAACAGAGUCAAGGAAUUGACAGAUGGGAGGGGCGCCGAUGUUGUUAUCGAAGUGGUUGGGCACAGUUCAGCUCUCGAGCUUGGCUUUGAGCUGUUGCGCCCAUGGGGAACGAUCUCAAGUGUUGGUGUCCACAACGGCUCUAUCCCAUGGAGCGGGAACCAGGCGUAUGGGAAGAACUUGAGGAUUCAGAUGGGGAGAUGCCCUGUCAGAAGUAUUUUCGAGGACGCACUAGCACUUUUGGCCGAGAAACAGGACAGCUUGGACUUUAUGGUCGGCGACAUCAGACCACUUUCGCAAGCCGUGCAAGCCUAUGACGAUUUCAAUCAAAUGAAGACACAAAAGGUGAUUUUUGACGCCGCCAGCUGAUUCGGAUAGAUCUGGGAAUGUCACUGGAUGGUGGCUAGUUAAUGGGACAUUAAUGGCCAGAAUGUUCAAAUUGAGGCUUUCCUUGACCAUAUCUUAAAUACCUAUAGUACGAACUUGGUCCUGUCCCAUGGAUGCGUACAUUAUAUCGAGGGAAAACCCAACGACCUGUACAUAACUUGAAACACUUGAAACAACCGAGCUGGAGGCCAUGGAAUACAGGAGGAGAAUUGAUGAUAUGCUCCGCGUUAGUUGAUUCAGGCAAGCAAAGAGGUCACAUGUGCAGUAUAGGCUUCAGCUC
This is a messenger RNA of Exophiala mesophila, 1451 nucleotides long. RefSeq lists its product as uncharacterized. Bases 86 to 1153 code for a protein of 355 amino acids. The record is from RefSeq and is a predicted model, not a curated record. Gene Ontology annotation, molecular function: oxidoreductase activity; zinc ion binding. Lineage: Eukaryota; Fungi; Ascomycota; Eurotiomycetes; Chaetothyriales; Herpotrichiellaceae. The transcript is spliced from 5 exons.